Paramecium pentaurelia is the source of this 1317-nucleotide messenger RNA. Lineage: Eukaryota; Ciliophora; Oligohymenophorea; Peniculida; Parameciidae. The record is from the annotation of a GenBank genome assembly.
AUGGAUUAAAUGAUAAGUUAAGUUAAUAAUUGGAUAGAUGAUAUAUAAUAAUUUGAGUUUAAGUAAUGCUCUUACAAUUUCUUAGAUGAAAUAGAUUACUUAAAUCAGUCUAUUGAAAAAAUAAAAGAUCAAUAAAUUGAUGAAUUUAAAAAAGUUAUUUACUCUAUUAACUAAUCUUAUGAAACAAAAAUCUAGCUUAAAAAAUAAUUAUUAAAUGUGUAAUUACUUAGUGCUUAAAAUACUUUAAGAUUACAAUCAUCUAAUGUUUCAUUUAAGCGAUUAAAUUCAGAAGUAGCAAAAGAUUAUCUAGAAACAAAAACAUAUAAAUAAAUAUAAUACAAAUUAGUUUAAGAAGUUAAACAAAAAGAAUGGUGCCAUGCAUUAGCAUUUAAUUAUAAUUAAUCCAUAAUGGCGGGUAGUUUUGAUAAAAGUAUUAAAAUAUGGAAUUUUUAAUAAGGAUAAUUGUAGGAUAAAAAUAUAAUCUUAGAUGGUCAUGAAAAGCUUAUAAAAUGUAUAGUAUUCAGUAGAAAAAAUAAUUGGUUUUUCUCUGGAAGUGAAGAUCACACAAUUAGAAGCUGGAAAGAAAAAUAGAGUUGGUUUUUUUCUAGUAAAUGGGAGAGUGUUAAAGCUAAUAAAGCACAUUCAAACUAGGUAAUUUAAUUAAUAUUAAAUGAAUAAGUAAAUGAAUUGAUAUCAUGUAGUGUAGAUAAGACAAUUAAAAUUUGGAGAGUUUUUUAUGAUUCAAAUUCAAUAAAAUUUUUAGAUUCUCUUGAAAAACAUUAACAAUAAAUAUUAUCAAUUAGUUUAAAUUAAUCUCAAAAAUAAUUAAUUUCUUGGGGUGAAGACAAAUAAGUAAUUUUAUGGGAGAAGAAUUAAUAAUUCAAAUGGUAAUUUAAAAAUAUCAUCCUUUUAUCAAUUCAAGAAAUAAAUAGAGGGGCUAGAUUUCUUAUGGAUAAUUAGAUUAUAUGUAAAACAUCUUAAGGAUAGGUACAAAAUUAUGUAUAAGAAAAUUAUAUAUAUCAACAAAAGUAAGUAUUAGAUUUUAAUCUUGAAAAUCCUGAUUUGAAUCCAAAAGAAUUUUAAAUAAUUUUUAAUAUUUAAACUUAAUUAAUAGUAAUGAAACAUCAUUAAUAUUUCUAUUUUUUUAGAAAUAAUGUAGAUGAUUGGAAAUUUUAAUAAGUAUGUUAACCUUUAGAAUGUCAAAAAGAAGUUUUUUUUUUUAAUAUCUCAAAUGAUGGAAAAUAUUUAAUUGUGUGGAUUUAGCAUCCUUUAUUAAGAUUUAGAGUAUAUGAGUUGAUAUAUAGUAAUAUGUAUUGA